GUUGACGUGUGCGGCAAUGGCUUCGUCGUCGCGCCGGCUGCUGCUGCUCGCGCUCCUCAUCGGGCUCCUCGGUGUCUUCUGGCCGCAGAUCGAAGAGGCCUUCUUCCACUCGUGCCCGUUUCUCUUCAACCGCAACGCUGCCGACGACGUCGCGCCCAUCGUUGCCGCUGCGGACCUGCCCGUCUUCACUGUCGCCACGCUCGGCGCCUUUGAUGGCACCGACGACGCCAAGCCCAUCUAUAUGGCAGUGGGCGGCAAGGUGCUGGACGUUACGAGCGGCGAGCGGUUCUACAAGAAGGGCAACGGCUACCACCAGUUUGCCGGCAAAGCUUGCACUCGUGCUUUGACGAUCGCGUCACUCGAAGCCAAGGACAUGUCGGACGACAUUUCCGACUUUACGCCCGAGCAACUCGCGGAGCUAGAGAAGACACUUGCGUUUUACCACGGCAAGUAUCCCGUGGUUGGUACGAUGGACUAUGCAUUCGAGAUCCCAUCUACAAGCGACAGCGAUAACUCAGCAGCAUCACCGGCGCCUUGAUCGUCGGCCGAAACCUUUAUGAUCACAAGCAGCUGGUCAUCAUUUUGGG
This is a messenger RNA of Saprolegnia diclina VS20, 587 nucleotides long. RefSeq lists its product as hypothetical. The transcript has 3 exons. The coding region runs from base 17 to 538 and encodes 173 amino acids. The record is from RefSeq and is a predicted model, not a curated record. Gene Ontology annotation, cellular component: endomembrane system; membrane. Lineage: Eukaryota; Oomycota; Saprolegniomycetes; Saprolegniales; Saprolegniaceae.